AUGCAGCGGAGAUGGGCGAGCGAGGACAAAAAGAAUGAGCAGACGCCGUUUCAUUUUCAGCUGUUUGAGAGUAUCACGCAGCGUGUGCAGAAGGAGAAGGAGGAGCAGCUUAGGCAGGCGCAGAUGCAGAAUAGGACUGCGAGAGGACGGUUUUUUGCGACAAUGACUGUUUGUUUUAUUGCUGCUUGCAUCGGGUACUACUGGGGCCAGGCUCUUCCUCCACCUCCCACCACCGAUUCAACCGCUCCCCUCGAGUCUACGGUGCCGCCGAAACAUAACAUCUCCGAGGCGAAUAUGGAGGCUGCAUGGACUGACUUCCGUGACAUCGUGGGGAAUGAGAAUAUCACGCUUGAACGCUCAGAACUCGAAUCACACUCCGGUUCCUCAUGGUCUUCGCACCCUGCGGAACCUGGUGAUGUCCCGUUUUGUGUAGUGAAACCCGGAAAUACCCAGGAGGUCAGCGCCAUCAUGAAGAUCUGUCAUGAGAGGAAGAUACCAGUCACGGCAUACAGUGGCGGCACAAGCUUAGAGGGACACUUUGCGGCGACGAGAGGCGGCAUCUGCAUUGAUUUCUCGCGCAUGGACAAGAUUAUCAAGCUGCAUAAGGAAGAUUUGGAUGUUGUAGUGCAGCCCGCUGUAGGCUGGGAAAUACUAAAUGAAGAACUGGCGAAAGACAAUCUAUUCUUCCCUCCGGAUCCAGGACCAGGCGCCAUGAUCGGGGGUAUGGUGGGCACGGGGUGCUCGGGGACGAACGCGUAUCGAUAUGGCACAAUGAAAGAUUGGGUGCUAUCUCUCACAGUGGUUCUGGCUGAUGGAACGAUUAUCAAGACGAGACAACGACCACGGAAAUCCUCCGCAGGAUAUGACCUCACGCGCAUGUUCGUCGGCAGCGAGGGGACAUUAGGCUUAGUCACGGAAGCCACGCUCAAAGUCACCGUGAAACCGCAACACACCAGCGUCGCUGUGUGCGCCUUCCCCAGCGUCCGCCAAGCAGCCGACUGCGUCUUCAAGGUCGUCGGAGCUGGUGUCCCCAUCGCGGCGAUCGAGAUCCUCGACGAUGUGCAAAUGAAGUGCAUAAACGAUGCUGGAAUGACCAAGAAAAGCUGGAAGAACGCGCCUACACUCUUCUUCAAAUUCGCGGGUACGCCUUCGAGCGUGAAAGAGCAGAUUGGCCAGGUGCAAACACUCGCGAAGAAUGCGGGGAGUGUGAGCUUCGAGUUCGCCAAAAGCGAGCAGGAGCGAGAGGAUCUGUGGCAGGCGCGGAAAGAGGCUCUUUGGAGCGUUAUGGCGCAAGGCUCCGGAGAUGAGGAUAUGGCGGUCUGGACUACGGACGUAGCGGUACCUAUUUCGAGGCUGCCCCAGAUCAUCGAAGAAACCAAGGAGAACAUCGGCAAGAGCGGGCUGCUAGGCAGCAUUGUUGGCCAUGUGGGAGACGGAAAUUUCCACUCCAUCAUUCUCUACAACAAGAAAACCGAAUACGAAAAGGCCAAAGGCCUCGUCCACGACAUGGUCAAGCGCGCCAUCGAGCUCGAGGGCACAGCAACGGGUGAGCAUGGCGUUGGGCUCGUCAAGCGAGACUAUCUGCCCCAUGAGGUGAGCACGUCGACCGUCAACGCGAUGAGGCGGCUCAAGCUGGCGUUUGACCCGCUGUGCUUGCUGAACUGCGAUAAGAUCGUUAGGGUACAACCGCUAAAGAAAGGUGAGGUGGACAAGUGGUAG
Molecule: messenger RNA, 1719 nt
Organism: Trematosphaeria pertusa
Lineage: Eukaryota; Fungi; Ascomycota; Dothideomycetes; Pleosporales; Trematosphaeriaceae
Exons: 3
Coding region: 1-1719 (572 amino acids)
Biological process (GO): lactate catabolic process
Cellular component (GO): mitochondrion
Molecular function (GO): D-lactate dehydrogenase (NAD+) activity; FAD binding; D-lactate dehydrogenase (cytochrome) activity
Source: RefSeq, a predicted model, not a curated record